AUGCUUACACCUGCAAAGAAGUUAUAUGGGUUUCCCGUCUUUGUCGGAUCCUGUAUAAUCUCUGGGAUCACAAUAGCAUUUGUAUUAUGGGAUGAACAUCGAAAUCGGGACCGGCGUCAGGCUUCGGUCAGAGAACGGCUGAAGACCAUCACCGAUCAGCAGCAGACCAACAUGGAAGAGUACGCGCUGCAGAAACAAAAAUACGAUGAGUACAAGCAGGCGCAUUCC
Mesorhabditis spiculigera is the source of this 228-nucleotide messenger RNA. Lineage: Eukaryota; Metazoa; Nematoda; Chromadorea; Rhabditida; Rhabditidae. The record is from the annotation of a GenBank genome assembly.